Molecule: messenger RNA, 1617 nt
Organism: Kuraishia capsulata CBS 1993
Lineage: Eukaryota; Fungi; Ascomycota; Pichiomycetes; Pichiales; Pichiaceae
Exons: 1
Coding region: 1-1617 (538 amino acids)
Source: RefSeq, a predicted model, not a curated record
AUGGCUGAAGAAGAGCUGCCCAACCUCACACCUUCGUCUUCGGUUUACUCUGAACGCUCGGAAGAGCUGGUAGCAGCACAAGCGCGGUUUGUUCCCCAGGGAAUCAACCCUUACUCUGAGUCUUUGUGGCUGUUUUCGAGAGGGGACAACGGUUCGGAAAUAAAGGCUCUACAAAGAGAUAGCUCUGUGCGCUUUGUGGAACCCCACGAGACUGCGAUUGUCAAACCAGAUGCAAUUUCCCGUAAUAGAAGACAAGCAACCAGGAAACCAUUGGAUGAUAGCAUCCAAAAUCUUGUUUUAUGUGAAAGACAGUACUGCAAUUAUCUGAGGUACUGUGUUGAGGCACAGGCCGAGUUUGCUCGGAAUCUCGAUACUAGGCAUAAAAUCAUGCUUUAUGGAACAUUGUCAAUUCUGAGCGAAUUGAGCGAGAACUUUUUGGGCUAUUUGAUUGAAGCCCUCAAUGAAACGGCCGGGGUAGAGUUUCUUGCUCCAGAAAAGCCAACUUCAACUUCUCUCCCAUCGGAAGCGAACCUCAUACAGAUUGUUCAUGCAGCUAACUAUGAGAAUCUCAAACUGGGUACAAUCUUCAGUUUCUACAGUUCUCGUCUCCAAUCAGCUUUGGGUUCAUAUCUAUCAUCGCAGCAUCAAAGACUAGAAAUUGCAAGAGAUAUCCACAGUCUUCAUUCUCAGCACCUAGAGGAAGAGUUCAAAUCCUUGCAAGACUUUGAGAGGGUGUUCAAUCGACCUGUGAGCCGCAUCAACGAACUCAACUGUGAAGUCGCUGAAAUUUUGGAGAAGAGCAAGAUGUUACUUUGCAAAAAUGAGCAGAUUUUAUUACGAUCAUGCAAGGAUCAACUUGCAAAGAUCAUCAAAGAGCCUCCCCUACCACCAAGGCCGAAGAUAGAGAGCUUGCCUUUAAACCACGACUCAUCGAACGCAAAGGACUAUAUGUUGAUAGCUUUCCAGCUGAAACACAAGUCUUCGAGUUUAAGACAAUUGGAGAGAGAUGUAUCUUAUUCAGCUCAAGCCUUUGGCGAUCUCGUGAGCUUCAUAGUGGAGGCUGCUUACGACUAUAAGAUGAACACCCAAGACGCUACUGCCGUCAUACAGUUUGGUCCUUCCUCCGCAUCCCAUCCGUACGUACUCUCUCCCUACGACGUUUACCUGAACAAGGUAACCGAGCAACAGAAAGCCUUCAGGGAGUUGAAACCCAAGUUUUUGGCGAUUGCAAAACACCUGAAAAGUUUGGCAGAUUGGUGUGAUAAUCUAUGGCUACAGGUUAACCGAACGUCUGACUCUUUGAGGAAACAGGGUGUGCUGAAAAGAAUUCUCUCCAAGCAUCCCGAGCCCCAAAUCUCCCGACGAGACAGCUCGUUCAUUAAUCAACUGAGCGAGGCUCACCAACUGCUGAACCUGGCUGUUGAAAAAAUAUUUCACCUCUACUACAAUGCCUCACUAGAGUUUCUCAGAUUGAUCUCGGGCGAACCCACCAUAAUACGCAACUGGAACACAAUUGUCGAGUCCUACACCAACACCGUUGCGCACAACAGACAGGCGCUAAUAUACCAGGACAAAAACAUCGAAAACUCGCCACUGUUCAAGAAACUAUACUCUUAG